AUGCUUUCCUUUCAUUUCUGGAAGUCCCUGGGUCGACCUACAGAUGCUGCUCCUUCCGUGGCCGAUGGCAUUCAGACUCGUGGCUGCAGGCGGUGCCAGGCAAACAACUGGACAGAACAGCUCAGCCACAGGAAGGUGGCCACAGUCUCGGCCAGAGCAGCAGCCCCCGGGCCUCAGACCACCCCUGCCACCCCUGCCGGGAGCCUUCCCUCCUCCCUUGGGCUUGUCCCGGCCCCGCCACAGGGGCUGAAGACCCGGGAAGGGGUGGCAGCAACCGCAGUGGUGCCUCCAGCCUUGGGCCCGGGCCAGGCACGUGGGGCUCUGCUUAGGGCCACUCUGCAGCCCCUCCAGGGCCAGGGAGGGAGCCGGGCCAGCCCCGGCGCCGCUCACCACUGUCUCCUGCUGUCGCUGCAACUUGGGCGAGGGCUCGGGAUGGAAGCCACCCCCGGGGAGCUGAGUCCGCAGGCCAGACUGCAGGAGGUGGGCGACCCGGGGAGCGGAGCUCAAGAUAGCCAGGAGCUGAAGCAGCAGAUGCGGCCGCUGCUGCCGGGGCCACCGGCCUCCUCCCAGCGAGAGGCGAAAUAUGUGGAGAUGUGUGCUUCGGCCGCAGCCCGGGGGGAGAGUCCCCGCACCAGGAGACUCGCCCUGCGGCCCCGCCCAGGGGAGCAGAGGGCCCCCAGGAGUCCCAAGGAGGAAGCCCAAGGGGAGCCCAGCGGUCAGGAGAGCGAGGCUCCGACCCCCCAGAAGAAUCCUGCUGCAUCGGAACUCUGCAGAUCCCAGCUCUCCCGCACUGAUGAGGGCAGCAACUUCUCAUCUUCCUCCUCCUCGACCUCCUCCCCAGUGGACAAAGCAGAAGAAGGUGGCCUUUCCAAGAUGGAUGAUACCACCACAUCAGCAGGGGCUCUGGCCACCUCGUCUUCAUCUUUAGGCUUUGAGAGUGACAGUGGUCAGAGCGCAGUGAGCCGCCAGCCCAGGGGGGGAGGAGAAGGGGGGGGAGAGGGAAAAGCAGGAGGAGGAGGGGCAGGAGGAGGGGGAGGAGGAGGGGGAGAUGGAACUGAGUGCAGAGACAUUAUUGCCAAGUCUCAGGGCAGCAGGGACCCCCCAAAAAAUGAGGAGGCUCACUACAUCACCACCCACGAGAUCCAGCUGAGUGAGGUGGAGCAGGACAUGGAUUUUGAUGUGGGACUGGCCUCCCGCUGGGAUUUCGAGGACAACAACGUGAUCUACUCAUUCGUGGACUACGCUUCCUUUGGUGGCAGCGACGAGACCCCGGGGGACGUCACCACCCCGACCGAAGAGGAUGAUGACAACAGCUGCUACCUCAGCACCACUCCCAGCACCCAUGCCACCCAGACUCCGAGCCCCACCAGCAGUGACCCGGCGCGCCCCAGCGCAGACAGCGGUGGUCGCCACACCAGCAGCACGGAAGUGGGCAGCGGCCCCUCUGACAGUGACCCCACUCCUCCACCCACUGGGCCUGGCACUGCCACCCUGAGUGAGCCCUUGCCCGAGCCCCCGGAGGCAGCUUCAGGGGCAGCAGCCGAUGCAGCCAGCAGCUGUGGGAGUGCAGCAAGCCAGAUCCUCCUAUCAAUCAAACCGACUUCCCGGGCUAUAAAUGAGCCUAGCAACGUGCGUGCAAAGCAAAACAUUAUUUAUGCUGCCAAGCAUGAAGGCGACAUGAGCCUCCGCGUCUCUACAGCUGCUGAACACAAUUCAAGUUCACUGAAGCAAGACCCGGCUGCAGCCGUGGCUCAGGACCAUGCAAAGAAAUUCAUUGCUGUCCCUGCUCGCCUGCAAACCCGGUGCGGGGCCAUUCGGGCGAAGGAGCUGGUGGACUACUCCAGCGGAGCCUCCAGUGCCGUGAGUGAACUGGACGAUGCGGACAAGGAGGUACGGAACCUGACCUCCCGGGCCUUCCGGAGCCUGGCCUACCCCUACUUCGAGGCCCUGAACAUCAGCUCCCGGGAGUCCUCCACACUCUCCGAAGUCGGCUUUGGGCGGUGGUCGACUUUCCUGGAUUUAAAAUGUGGAGGUGUUGGAGCCAGGGUGGAGCAGAGCCUCCUCAGGAGCAGUGCGGCCUCUGUGGCCGCAGGUCUGAGGAAGGGCGGUGGGGCCAGGACGGCCGCAAACCAGCUCUACGUCCAGGCCAAGAAGUCCCAGACCAAAGCCUUGGAGUUCGUGGUCAGCAAAGUCGAGGGGGAAAUCAAACACGUGGAGACACCUCUGUGUUUCCAGAAGCAGGUCCAGACGGGCUCCCGCGUGGUCACCCUUCUCGAGCCCCUGAAUUUUCGCAGUGAGAGCAAAGCCAGCUCAGCCACUGGGCCCUGCAGAACCACCAAAGGCUCCAGCAAGGGCCCCGGGUCGGUGUACACGGACGACGGCUCCGAGGCCUCUGAGAGCAGCAAGCCUGCCUCCCGCGCCGACGGCCCCCAGAAGAAGUCCAAGUUUGCUUCCAGUCUGCUCAAAAAUGUCAUCUCCAAGAAGAUGCAGUGGGAACAUGAGUUCAAAAUGGAGAGGGGAGAAGUCACUGACACAUCCCACCAUAACCUCUCCAGCACCGCCAAGGAGAUAGAGGGUCCCGCCAGGGGGGAGAAGCAGCGGGAGAGGGGCCUGCAGAGGCAGAGUUCUCGCCACUCCGAGGCUGGCUCUGAGUACACGGUGGUCAGCGUGUCCGAUGCAGGUGCGGAGGGCUCCGCGGCCGAGUCCAAAUCGCCAAUUUUCAAAGCCAGUGCUCCUCGCGAGUGCAAUGCAGUCUCUGGCCGAAAUUUCGCGGACGGACACACUGAAGAAGUCUGUGAAAUUAAAAAGAGCGCAUCGGAGACUGUCAAAGGCAUCUUCCUGCGGAGUCAGAACAGUGCAUUCCGCUCCUGGAAGGAGAAGGAGGCCGAGAAGCGGGAAGAAAAGGCCCCCAUUGGGAAGCUGAAGCUUCCCAAAGGGGGCGACUGGAGAGCUGAUCUUGGAGAGAUCUCUGCCAGCAAGUCCACCAUCAUGUCGCGCCUCUUUGUCCCCAACAUCCAGCAGACGCCCAAGGACAAGCAGCCGGGGAAGCAGGCCACCAAGUACCCUGCUGCCCAAGCCACCUCCACGGCAGUGAUCCGGCCCAAGGCUCCCGAAAUCAAGAUCCGGCUGGGGAGCGUGCAACAGCCAAGCUCGGACUUCAACAUUGCCAAAUUGCUCACGCCCCAAUUGGCCAGCGGCAGCGCCCCUAACCUCUUCAAGACCGCUGAGGACAACGGCAGGGCGCAGCAGAAGCUCUUCCGGGGAGACAACCUGGAAAAAGUGCCCCAGUUCCAGGUGAGAGACGUCAGAGACAAGUCCAAGGCCCAAGGCCCCCUCCACCAGGUGAGAGAUGUCAGGAAACUAAUCAAAGGGUCAGGGGACAGCAGUGACAAGGGCAGUGUUACCCCAGAGCAGGGGCUGACCGGGCCCAAGCCCAGGCAGCUGGCUGCUGCAGGGGGUGGAUCCAGAUCCCUUUCCCCCAUAGUGAUUACGUGCCAGGCGGUGGUGAACCCGAGGGAAGGUAGCAUGGACCGGGAGCCGAGGGAGAACGUAGGCAAAGGUGGCGGCGGCCGGUUCUUGAAUUCGUCCUCUCCAGAAGGGACCGUCUUGGUUCACAGGGCAUCUGGCAGGCUGCCCGUGGCCACCAUUGCCCCCAAUAAGCCCGAGCAGGGCUCUUACCUGCCUGUGCUCAAGAUCGUCUCUAAGGCUUCUGCUCAGAAGACCCCAGAGAAGGCCAAGGAGGAGGAGGUCAAGGAGGAAGGGAAAGCCCCAAAGCCCUCUCGGAAUGCCCUGGAGAAGCUGACGGCCGCCGUGAGGUCCAUGGAGGAGCUGUACAGCUUCAACAGGAACGAGUGGAAGCGCAAAAGUGACCCUUUGCCCAUGAUGAUGGACAGCCACGUCCUGUCGCUCAUUGCCAGCGAGGAGAGGGAAGGGGCUGCGGGUGCGGAGGGGGACCCAGAUAAGCUGGCCAAACGCCUGGGUGAGCCGGCCGAGAGGGGCACCGGAAACAAAGGCGGCGUGGUGCUGCGUGGGGGCCCUGCGGAGCGUCUGCAGCGGAGAAACUCCAACCCUGGCACUGAGAGUGUGUCUGCCCGGGCAGCCGCCUUCGAGAGCCUGGCCAGGGAAAGGCCGCGAUCCCUCUACAUACCCCCGGCCCACAAGGAUGUGGAGAGAACCCAGCCCCUGCAGCCCCUCCCACCACUCCCCAGCAACCGAAACGUGUUCACGGUGAGUGCCAGCAGCACCCAGAAAACUGGGGGUGUCGCCGGCAAGUUCCCCCAAGGGCCUUCUCCAGAGACUCCUUCAGCAGCAAAGGGCAUCAAAUCCCAGGGACUCCGGUCCCUCAAGAUCUCUCCGGCCGCGCGGGCGCCUCCUGAUGAGGUGACCAAUAGGAAAAAUGGCAGCAGUGUGGAAAAGAACCAUAGUGACUGUGAGAAUUACCUGUCCAUCCCCCUCAAAGGAAGCUCUACGGCCGCCGGAGAGGUUCCAGGCAGGCCCGGGGCUGGGAGGGAGGGGCCCCCAGCCUCCUCAGCGGCCACUCUCUGCAGCUUGCCCCCCCUGAGUGCCCGCAGCCAGGUCCCCAGUAGUCCCAAAGGCUCUCAGGUCAGUGGAACCAGCCGGCCAGCUUGGCGUACCAAACCCGAGAACCCCAGGGAGACAGUUGCUGCCCCCACAGGGCCACAGAGCCCUGAGCAUCUCCCCACUGCCAUCUACCACCAGCCCCCGCUGCCCUUCACCCUGCAGGGAGCCCAGCCCCAGGUCCUGUGCUUCUCCCCACCCAGCAUGCCUGCCCCAGCACCUGCAGGCCCAGCUUCAGUCCCCGCAGACCCCUUCCAGCAGCCACAGCCCCAGCAGACCCAGCGCAAGAUGCUUCUGGAUGUGACGACUGGCCAGUACUAUCUGGUGGACACACCAGUACAGCCCAUGACCCGAAGACUGUUUGACCCUGAGACGGGGCAGUAUGUGGAUGUGCCCAUGACCUCCCAGCAGCAGGCUGUGGCUCCCAUGUCCCUCCCUGUGCCUCCCUUGGCCCUGAGUCCUGGGGCCUAUGGACCCACCUACAUGAUCUACCCUGGGUUUCUGCCCACGGUGCUGCCCACCAAUGCCCUGCAGCCCACGCCAAUUGCUCACACUCCAGGGGGUAGUGAGCUCUCCUCCAUGGCAGCAGAGCCCCCCAGCAAAGAGGCAGCUGCGACAUUCACUGAGGCCCCGUACUUCAUGGCCUCUGGUCAGUCUCCUGCUUCCUCUUCCUCCUCGGCCCCAGCAGCCACAUCCCAGCUCGUGGGGGCCAAAGGCUUUGCCCAGCUGCAUGGCAAGCCUGUCAUCAGCAUCACUUCGCAACCGCUGGGGCCGAGGAUCAUUGCCCCCCCUUCCUUUGAUGGCACCACCAUGAGCUUUGUGGUAGAACACAGAUGAUGAGCAGUCCCCAGAAAGCAGAACGGAGUAGCUGCUGGAGCAAGACAGAAGAUGGACUAUUCUGUAAUCGGAAGGUUGUGUUGUAACAGCACUAAGAAUUCAGCUGUAAACUUCCUCUACAUGUGUUAUUCUUAGUUUUUGCUUCUUAUAAACCAAGUGUGUAAGUUUCUAUAUUUUCCUGAACAACCCUGUUAAGACAGUUUGUGUUAUUUUAGUGUUACUAAGCUGAGUGAAUGGUUGCAAAAUGAUUUCUUUUUAUACUUUAAUAGCAGAAGAUAAGCUUUCGCUUCAUCUUUCCCUCCUGUACUUGUGACUAGGCAUAACCAUCCCUUCAGUGUUCUCAUAGUUCAAUCGAAAGAUACGACACCAUGAGAUUGGUUCUGUUGUAAAGCACGCUGGCAGAUCAAUAGUUUGGAUCACAGAUCUCCUUAGAGGUUCACGGAUUAGAUGGCAGAGUCAGAUCACAUGUUCGAUUUUAAAUACAAUGGGUCUGCAUUUUGAAUCAUAUACCAGUCAAGCCUAGUCAUUCCCUUGGUUAUGUUCUACACGUUCUUUUUAUUGGGUUUAGCAUGAUUUCAAAUGUGAUUGUGAAAACUAGUGGUUUUAACUCUCGGGCUUUGUUUUCAUUUUCACUUUUGUACAAUGCCAUGACGCUACCUGUUGCCUUAAAAUAGAAUGGCUUGAAGUCCUGAAGAGCCAGUGACUGUGUUUAAAAUUAAGUUCUUAGUCUCAGAAAUGUAUAAAAUGUCUCUUUUCCUCUAGGAAUCCAACCUUUGUUAUGAGUGGAUAGCCUUUUUUUGGUCCCCUUCAGUGAUUCCCUCCCUCCAUAGUUGCAUGCUCCUCUCUCACGGAUUGCUUGGAGUCUGAGGAGUGGCCUGUUUGGGGGCGGUAGAGUGGAAUGUAAACUGAUUCAGUGGUUCUGAUUCUCUCCAGCCCCAGCCAGACCGAGAGCAAGGACCUAGGAUUGCAUCAUUUGCUCCUUAUGGGCUUACGAGGUGUCAAGAACCCAAAUCACAGAACCUUUCAGCGACUUUUAAUACUGCCUCAGUUUAACUCAAUUCUGAAGGUUAUUUUAGUGAGUGUUCAUGGUGAGUCUUGAAGACUUGAUUGAACAGAUAAAUAUUUAGAUUGUCAUCGAUAGUAAGUGUGUCAACAUAUAUUCAACAAGGGACACAUUGGAAUAUUUCCUACUUUUAAAGAGAGGGAAUAACUUGAAGGUUCUCCCAAACUUUCUUUAAGGAAUCUUACCUAUUUAUUUAUCCGAAGACAAGGCAUCCUGGUAAAUUUCUUUUAGAUCCUUGUUUUGAUUUUAAUGAUCAUCAGUCUUUGGUUUCUGCUUAGAAUGUUUUCUUGAAGCCACAGCAUUUUAUGCGAUUCACGACUGAAGAUGUGAGUAAAAACCUGGGACUGAUUUUCGUAUGAUUUACAUAAUCCAUUACUUUGUAGUUAGGCUUCCCGUGUCAGACUCCUUUAGGAAAAAUAACUCGAUUUCACCUUUAGGGCCUUUCUUAAAGGGAUUUUGCUCUAAAGAGAAAUACUGUUGGGUAGAAGAAAAGGGUUGAGGCAGGAAUAGUCAGCUCUGGUCACAAUUCAAUCAAUGCACUGAUGAGCGAUGAAAUGAAGUGCAAAAUAUAAAACAGCCUCUGUGCAUAGACGAGAUGCCCUUGUCCCGUAUUGAGGAAAGCCUUAGUCCUUGGCCACGGAGGUCUUCCCACCCAGGUACAGCAGCAGCUUCGCCCCAGAACUGACUUAAUUUUUCACUACUGCAGGGCUCUUACAGCAUCAGCCAUUCCUCAUUUUCUGUAGAGAUUGGCUGGGUAUAAGGUCACUUAAUAUUAAAUGAAGAAGGUACAAUCAAUUUCAAAGAUCUCCAACCUGCAAUACUCAAAGCAACACCGUGAAUUCUCAAGUGUUUGAACACAUCUGGCAAAACAGAUCUAGGAUUUGGGUGGAGAUAGUACCAGAGUUGACGACUCUUUUAAAACCAUGUGUGACUUUUACGAAAAGGCUAAUCGUGAUCCUAUUGAGUGGUGAUCAUCAGUGAUCAUAUUGAGUAGUCAGCUGCUUGCCAGGUCUUCAGAAAGAGAGACAUUUCCUUCCCUAGCCAAUGUGGUAGAGUUCUCACCUACCAAGGGCCUGGGGACCCCAUAAGCUAUUUAUCAUUAUUUAUCACUGGCAGAUCUGAGCCUUAAAUUCUCACAUUGAGGUAAACUAGUACAGAAACUAGGAAAGAAAAGAGAACUGUUCAGUUGUCAGCUCUAUCAGGCCACAUCCUCUAAGAAGCUGUCAAGGACGUAGUAAAUGUCCAAGUGGUUAAAACUGUAAUUUUAAAAAUAAUAUUCUAUGAAUGCCACAUUGUUUAUUGAUAAUUUUAUGGUUCUCUGUUUCAUCAAACCACAAAAACCAAACCAAUGCUGCUGGCCAUUUACUACCUCAAGUGAUCGGGAGGAACAUUUUUAAAGACACCCGGUAAAUCUAAAUCCUUAUUUUCAGUGUUUUAUUAUUUCUUGAGGUUGCCUUGCUAUUUGAAUAAAGUGGUUGUGCCCUUCCUGUUUCAACCAAAGUUAAGUGGAAUAAAAUAAGAGUCUAUGAAGCCAUCUUAUCCAUAAAACUAUUACCCUGACACUGUCCCUUUAGCUACUGCACUACCCUUUUAUGUUUUAUGUACACAAAACCAUUGAUAAAGCACGUGGCAUUUCCAAAAUAGUACCUCAAACUGGAGUCGAACUAGAAUUGUAGAGUCUGUUUCUUGCCAUUUCCUCUCAAGGUUAACGUGUGGGACUCAGUUUUCCAGAGGAACCACGGGGCAUUGUCUGUAGAAACCUUGACCCAUUUCCUCUUUCUCCCUGUUGGUUAAAUGGUCAGGUUGAAAUAGGCUCCAUUUGAGUUGUUUCUGGAAAACUGAACACAUUUGUAACCAGUAUGAAAUCUUUAAUCCAGUAGAAUAUAUUUUCUUAAGAGCACUCACUGAAAUUGCCCUCAGGAUUAAAUGAAGCCCAAAUAUGCAGUUCGUGACUUAAUAUAUAGGCUCUCUGGAUGUCUGUAUAUGUCUUUAUAUGUUUGCAUGUAUGUGGCUCUCUAUAUACCACUGAGUAAAUAAGCUAAACCAAAUUACACUUCGACAGCUUUAUGACAAAUCUCAAACGUUAGCACACAUUUCAAAUUCAUCCUUAUAACACUAGGAACUAUCUAGUGAUACAAAUUUCUUAAUUUCAGAUUUGACUUUAUCAUUCUUGCCUCUUAAAGAGAUUUCAUGCAUUUUAAUUAUUUUCAUACUUCAUAGAAAUGAAAGUCUGUGUUUGCUACAAAUUGAAUGCUCAUGCUACCUGAAAUAAUACUUUGGACUGCAGGACAGUAUUGAUUCUUAAGUAGAUUGACUAUAAUCUCAUGAUAAGUAUAUAUAUAUGUGCACGAGAAAACACAUUCAGUAAUAGUCUCUGUGUUUAAAAACUAUCAUGGUAUACAUUUUCCUACGUGGUGCUUGAGGAGUUUCAUUCUACAGUUUACAAGGUGUAGGUUUGCACCCCAAAUUCUCAGGGUAUACUAUUUUACCCAAAUACUUGAAAGAAGAAGGUGCCCUGUAUUUUAUCAGUACUGUUGAGGGGAAAAAUUAUGUGUAGGCUUGUUUUAGAAAACUAUUUAUAAAAAUCAAAUUCAUAAACUAUGUUAGACUUUUUCAUAAUUUCUAAGAAGAUAUACAGAUAGCUAUGAUUUAUAUUUUCAAGAGACUGUUUCUAUAUUCUUACCUAACUUCUGGGUCCUAAGUAGACCUCACAGGUGCAUAAAAUCAUUAAUAAAGCAUGUAGCAUUUGCUAAAUUGUACCUUGAGCUUGAAUCUAAUCAGAAUUGCAACCUCUGGUUCUCUGGAAAGAAAGCACAUCCAUCUGUGGCACGUGUGACUACAAGGCCCAGAGGAAGAUUCUGCGAAUUGGACUCAUUUGUAUGCCCCAUGUCUCAGAAGAGAACUGAGCGUUCCCAGCAGUGUUUGUAAGCUGUUAACAUUCUUGUUUCGUGUUGCAACUAGAGCAUAUUAUUAGGUUUAUUCCUAUUUAAUUCAAAAUGGUGCAGAACAACACACACACACACACACACACACACACACACCAUAUCUAAUUUGAUUUCUUUUUUUAAGUUCACAGUUGCUUUUUACAAGCUAGUGUUCAUGGUAAAGUCCUUGCCGGGGCUCCUUGGAAUUACCUGUCCUACCUGGAUCUGUGUUCUAGCAGGUGGUCCUUUCUUUUUCUCCCUCUUUGAGGAUGUAGGUUUCUAUAUUUACAUGUAAGUCAUAUUACUGUAGAGUAAAGACAGUGGUGGUGGAAAAGAAUGUGAAGACUGUGGAAGUUAUGUCCCAAGCAGAGGAGAGGAAAUCGGGGGGUAAAUGGAGAAAGACAUUGGGUAAUGCCGAAUUGUACCCCUGCCUAUGAAAAAGGCCAGAGGUAAAUGGAAAGAAUGUGAACAUUAAAACUGCUCUCAAGACAGUAGUCUUGGUGGAAAAGUUCCUACCUGAGGUCUGAUUCAAUUAUGAGACACAGUGAGCUUGGCCAAUGGGACUGUGAAAUCAGCCCAGCAGCUGUGAGAAUUACGUUCUCGGUAUGUUGCAGACGGAGAAAACUACUUAGACAAGGACUCUGUGAGACUGGCCUACUUACCUUUAACUGCGGCAUUCGUAAGUGAUUGUGCAAUCUUGUGUAAUAGUCUUUUAUUUUGACUCUUUUGAAAAACAAAAUGUUUUGUUGUUGUUUUUCCAGUAAAAGUAACUUCAAAGAAAACAUGCACUGUUUGUCUCUAUUGUGACUCAAAAAGCAAGCUGUGGACAUUUUGACUUUCUUCUGUAUUCUAAUUUAAAUCCUUCACUUAACUAAAAUCCUCUGUUGUAAUGGUUCACAUCCAGGUUGUACUGGUUUUCCAUUGCUGCGGUAACCACAAGCUUCGUGGCUUCAGACAAGACCAAGUUGU
Molecule: messenger RNA, 10371 nt
Organism: Zalophus californianus (California sea lion)
Lineage: Eukaryota; Metazoa; Chordata; Mammalia; Carnivora; Otariidae
Gene: C2H4orf54
Product: chromosome 2 C4orf54 homolog
Exons: 2
Coding region: 1-5415 (1804 amino acids)
Source: RefSeq, a predicted model, not a curated record